AUAUGUGGUUGUAAUUAUACUUUUUAGAACAACCACAGUUGCAAACUUUCGUUUCACUACCAAAACAAGUCGACAUGGAUGAGAUCGAGACAGAUAUGGAUUUGGAAGUGGUGGAUAACAAUAUUAACACUAUUUCUGACGAGGUAUCCCUCCUGACUGAUGGAGUACGGCCAGCCACUACCGAGGAACUUGUUGAAAUGUUAAAACUUGCUGGUACAGAAAUGACUGUCAAAUAUUUAACAGGGGAAGUCACUUUUGAAAACUUUUCCAAAGUGCUUGAAAAAUCAAAGAAAAGUGUUGAGUCUAAAGCGCCCCCUGCUGAGAGACAGGUUUCCUCUACAUAUGCCACGGGGAACAUACCAGCUUUUGAUCAGUUGUUAGAGGAAGCUUCACAGGAGGAUGUUGUCGAUUAUGAAGAGGAUGAAGAUUACGAAGAGGCCGAGGAAGCCAAGCAGGAACAGUUUUAUGACAAAGAUGAAGACUGGCUUCCAGAGAGCAAAAGUAAGAAAGGAAAAUCUAAGGAAGAGAAACACGCAGGUGAAAGAAAGAAAAAAAAAAGAAAGCAAAGAAAGAAAACAUUUGAUGUGCCUAAAGAGCUGGCUGGUGUCAAGGGGCAGGCAAUGCUUCUUCGAGCUCAGGGGAAAACAGAUGAAGCUGUUAGUUUGCUGUACGAGAUUAUCAAUAGAAUGCCCAAAGCUGCGAUGCCAUUUGAAACCCUUGGCAGUAUCCAUGAAGAUAAAGGAGAACUGGCCCAAGCUCUCAAGUUCUACAUGGUAGCCGCGAACCUUAAGGGCACACAUGCUACUGAGUGGAUGGACCUGGCGGAGAUGUGCAUUGCACAGAAAGAGGAGAAAAUGGCUCUUAUUUGUUUUUCUAAAGCUUUGAGAAAUGCCACAACCAAAGAUGGCAAGCUUGUAAUCCUUCAAAGGAAGUGUGAGUUUCUGGAACCUUCAGUCAUCAAAGUCUUGCAGUGCAAAGAACAAAUGCUCCAGUUUAUGGAUAGGUCCGAGCCCAGAGCCAUUCUGACAUUUGCAAGACACAUCGCCAAUGAGUUUUUAGAGAAUGAGGAUGAGAAUGGAGCUAUAUCAGUGUAUCAAUACAUUCACAGAGAAUUUCCUAACGACAUUGACUCUGAAGAUGUCCAUCAUCUGGCAGAACUUUUGAUGUCACAGAAAAGUUAUGAAAAAUGUAUUGAGAUUAUUAUACAACAUUGUGGCGUUGAAACAGUUUUCUCUGGCACCACUCCAUCAUCGGAGGAACUUGCAAUGACAAUAGAGAAAUUUAGUCGUAAGGAAGUGACAUUGGACAGGUUGACAGUUCCUCAUUUGAUGCCAAUUGACUUAAGGUCAAAACUAGUUCAAUGUAUAUUGUUAACUAGGUCUUUAUCUUCACUAGAUAUAUUAAAGGAAUUAAUCAACAGUGUUAUCGAGCCUGAUGUGGAGCACUAUGGAGAUGCACACUAUGAUAUAGCUGAAAACAUGGUGGAGUGUGGUUUUCUAGAAGAGGCUCGGCCGAUAUUAUUUUCCUUGACGAAUUCACAGAAUUUCAAUAAAGCCGCUGUGUGGUUGACUUAUGGUCAAUGUUUGAAUGCACUGGGGGACAUCAAGGAGGCUGCCAAGGCUUACACUCAUGUUGUGGAACUGGCUCCUGGACAUUACAAUGCAAGGGUCACUUUGUCCUCACUCUUGCAACAGAUGGGUCAAAAUGACAUAGCCCUGGAUAUAUUGUCGAAAGGACCAACAGAGGAAGGAGAAGCCACUGCUGAUCAGUUACUACUUAUGCACAAAUGUCAACUGCUUCAUUCUCAAGGGAAACUUAAUGAGUUCAUAUCGACCACCAAAAAGUUGCUGUCUUACCAUAUCCCAGGACAACUGAAGCCAGAUUUUAUAAAAAUUAUGUUGGCAUUGAGAACAACAAAGAGUCGCCAUAGUUUGCUUUGUACAAUGGCUGGUAAAAAAGUUCAGACAGAAAAAACAGCUGAAGCGGAGACAGCGGAAAACAAAACUGCGAAAGAAAUGUCAGAAGGAGAAGCCAAAAAGUUUAGAGCCUCGUUAUGGGAUAUUUUUUUCAAGAUGUGUAAAGCUAUGUACGAGAAAGGCAUGACAGAGGAACUCCACGAGACAGUCACGCUUGGUUUGAUCUGUAAACAGUUUUCUCGUGACCAUGGUAUGGUAAAGGAUGCUGAAUUCUUGUGUUUGAAAGUGGGUCCAUUGAAUUUGAAUCUCUACCACUUGGCCAGAAGUUUCAUUAUAGAGGAGAAAGAAAAAACGCAGGCUUACAACUUGUAUUGUUACAUCAUGACUAAACUGAAAGAGGUCACAGAUCUGAGAUUCGCUGUCAGAGCUUUAAUGAAGAAUCCUAACUGUCUUGCACUGAUUCUAUUGAAUGGUAAUGCCAGAAUGAUCUCAGGGACUUACAAGCAAGCUUUGACGGAGUAUUUGUCAGUGUUGAGAAAGACGCCAGAUAAUGACAUGGCCCUGUUAUGCUCAGCUUUAUGUCUGGCCCACAUUGCCUCGCAGGCAUACUCCACCAGGAAAAAUGCGCUGAUUGCUCAGGUGAUUUGUUUUAUGACGGCUUAUAAAGAGAUGCGUGGGGAGUGUCAGGAAACUUAUUACAACAUUGGUAGAGUCUUACAGCAACUCAAUAUUCCCUAUGCUGCUGUGUAUUAUUUCAAGAAGGCCCUGGAGUUUCCUCCCUGUGUUGCAGACGUAGAGGGUACGUUUGAUCUUCAGCAUGAGAUUGCCUACAACCUGGCCUUGAUUUACCAGCGUUCCAAUAAUCUCAGCCUGGCCCAGUACUACAUAGACAAUUAUUGUAUUGUUUAAUCUGUACAUUUGUGAUGUAUACUUUGAAUGUACAUAUAAAUAUAUUUAUUAAUGAUUCUUGUAUAUAAAACUUCCUGAAAGAAA
This is a messenger RNA of Biomphalaria glabrata, 2909 nucleotides long. Its product is annotated as general transcription factor 3C polypeptide 3-like. Gene Ontology annotation, biological process: transcription by RNA polymerase III. Bases 75 to 2825 code for a protein of 916 amino acids. Gene Ontology annotation, cellular component: transcription factor TFIIIC complex. NCBI's taxonomy places the organism in Eukaryota, Metazoa, Mollusca, Gastropoda, Planorbidae. The transcript has 25 exons. The record is from RefSeq and is a predicted model, not a curated record. Gene Ontology annotation, molecular function: protein binding.